AUGUGUGACCGUAAUGGCGGGCGACGGCUGCGGCAGUGGCUCAUUGAACAAAUCGAUAGCAACAUGUAUCCAGGCCUGAUCUGGGAAAAUGAUGAGAAAAGCAUGUUCCGGAUUCCCUGGAAGCACGCGGGCAAACAAGAUUAUAAUCAGGAAGUGGAUGCCUCCAUUUUCAAGGCCUGGGCCGUUUUUAAAGGGAAGUUUAAGGAAGGGGACAAAGCUGAACCAGCUACUUGGAAGACGAGGUUGCGCUGCGCGUUGAACAAGAGCCCAGAUUUUGAGGAAGUGACAGAGCGAUCCCAGCUGGACAUCUCCGAGCCAUACAAAGUUUACCGGAUCGUUCCAGAGGAGGAGCAGAAAUGCAAGCUAGGCAUGGCGACCCCUGGCUGCGUGAACGAGGUCACCGAGAUGGAAUGUGGACGCUCGGAAAUCGACGACCUGAUUAAGGAGCCUUCUGCGGAUGAUUACAUGGGCAUGAUCAAGCGGAGUCCUUCCCCGCCAGAGGCCUGCAGGCCUCAGCUCCUUCCGGACUGGUGGACGCAGCAGGCUGGCCCAGCCUUACCACUGGUGACGGGCUACACUGCUUACGAGUCUCAGCACUCAGCAUUCUCCCAGAUGGCGAUCAGCUUCUACUAUGGUGGCAAACUGGUGGGCCAGGCCCUGACCAGCUGCCCUGAUGGCUGCCGCCUCGUCCUGGGCCAUUCAGGCCUGCCUGGCACCAAGGUGUAUGGGCCUGAGGGCUUGGAGCUGGUCCGCUUCCCACCGGCCGACACCAUCCCCAGCGAGAGGCAGCGUCAGGUGACGCGGAAGCUGUUUGGGCACCUGGAGCGGGGCGUCGUGCUGCACAGUAGCCGACAGGGUGUGCUGGUCAGGCGGCUGUGCCAGGGCCGAGUGUUCUGCAGCGGAAAUGCCAUAGCCUGCAAGGACAGGCCCAACAAACUGGAGCGCGACGAGAUGGUCAAGGUCUUUGACACCAGCCAGUUCUGCCGAGAACUGCAGCAGUUCUACAAUCACGGAGGCCGACUCCCCGACAGCAGGGUGGUGCUCUGCUUUGGAGAAGAGUUUCCCGACAUGGCCCCUUUGCGCUCCAAACUCAUCCUUGUGCAGAUUGAGCAGCUCUACGUCCGGCAGCUGGUGGAAGAAGCUGGGAAGAGCUGUGGGGCCGGCUCUCUGCUGCAGGUGCCCGAGGAGCCCCAGCCGGACCAGGUCUUCCGGAUGUACUCAGAGAUUUGUGCCUCACACCAGAGACCAUUUUUCAGAGAAAACCAACAGAUCACUGUUUAA
Molecule: messenger RNA, 1281 nt
Organism: Chrysochloris asiatica (Cape golden mole)
Lineage: Eukaryota; Metazoa; Chordata; Mammalia; Afrosoricida; Chrysochloridae
Gene: IRF8
Product: interferon regulatory factor 8
Exons: 8
Coding region: 1-1281 (426 amino acids)
Biological process (GO): regulation of transcription by RNA polymerase II; immune system process
Cellular component (GO): nucleus
Molecular function (GO): DNA-binding transcription factor activity, RNA polymerase II-specific; RNA polymerase II cis-regulatory region sequence-specific DNA binding; protein binding
Source: RefSeq, a predicted model, not a curated record